UGCCUGCCUGCCUGGCCUGUGGACCAGCCUGCCUCUCCUGCUGGCCACUGCCUUUCGUCUGGGGCUGGCAUCUCUGCUCUCAGUUCUGCAGCCUGGGCUGUGUCUUCCAUCACUUUGGGGCUGGACAGGGGCCGGGCCAGACACUGGGACCCGCCCUCCCAUCACUGGGCACCCCUCCUUCCUCAUUUUGCUGCUGAUUCUAGCCCCAAACAAAACAGGCUGAAUUCUUUUCCUCCCUUGGCAGCUCGUCUCUGGCUUGUGGCUGCCUUCUGAGGCACUGGAGACAGUGCCAGCCAGGGAGGGGGUGCCUGGGCUAGCUCUGCGGUGACUGAGACAGAGUGCCUGGCUCCUGGCCCUGUGCAGCCCUGCCUGUGGCAGGAGAGUGAGCUUUGCCGUGGCAGAUGCCUGAGGAUGAUGCCCCAGCUUCAGUUCAAAGAUGCCUUUUGGUGCAGGGACUUCACGGCCCACACAGGCUACGAGGUGCUGCUGCAGCGGCUGCUGGAUGGCAGGAAGAUGUGCAAAGACGUGGAGGAGCUGCUACGGCAGAGGGCCCAAGCGGAGGAGCGGUAUGGGAAGGAGCUGGUACAGAUCGCCCGGAAGGCUGGCGGCCAGACGGAGAUCAACUCCCUCAGGGCCUCUUUUGACUCCCUGAAGCAACAAAUGGAGAACGUGGGCAGCUCCCAUAUCCAGCUGGCCCUGGCCCUGCGCGAGGAGCUGCGGAGCCUCGAGGAGUUCCGUGAGAGGCAGAAGGAGCAGAGGAAGAAGUACGAGGCCGUCAUGGACCGUGUCCAGAAGAGCAAGCUGUCACUCUACAAGAAGGCCAUGGAAUCCAAGAAGACAUACGAGCAGAAGUGCCGGGACGCGGAUGACGCCGAGCAGGCCUUCGAGCGCAUUAGUGCCAAUGGCCAGCAGAAGCAGGUGGAGAAGAGCCAGAACAAAGCCAAGCAGUGCAAGGACUCAGCCACAGAGGCAGAGCGGGUGUACAGGCAGAGCGUGGAGCAGCUGGAGAAGGUGCGAGGCGAGUGGGAGCAGGAGCACCGGACCACCUGCCAGGCCUUCCAGCUGCAGGAGUUUGACCGGCUGACCAUCCUCCGCAACGCCCUGUGGGUACACUGCAACCAGCUCUCCAUGCAGUGCGUCAAGGAUGACGAGCUCUACGAGGAGGUGCGAGUGACACUGGAAGGCUGCAGUGUGGACACUGACAUUGACAGCUUCAUCCAGGCCAAAAGCACGGGCACGGAGCCCCCGGCUCCGGUGCCCUACCAGAACUACUACGACCGGGAGGUGGCGCCGGCAUCCAGCAGCCCUGGCGUCCAGCCGUCUUGCGGUAUGAUAAAGAGGUUCUCCGGGCUGCUGCAUGGAAGUCCCAAGACUGCAUCAGUGUCAGCGUCUGCAGAGACCCUGACCCCGACCCCUAAUCGGAAUGAGGGUGUCUAUGCCACCAUCGCGGUACAGGAGGCGCCAGGACCCCCUACCCUGCCAACCCAGGACUACAGGGCACUCUAUGACUACACGGCCCAGAAUUCCGAUGAGCUGGACAUCUCUGCAGGGGACAUCCUGGAGGUCAUCCUGGAAGGGGAGGAUGGCUGGUGGACAGUGGAACGGAAUGGGCAGCGUGGCUUUGUCCCCGGUUCCUACCUGGAGAAGCUCUGAGGAAGGGGCAGCAGCCCCAACCUGGACCUUCCCUGCUCAUGGGGCCACCAGUGCCCCUCAUCACUGCCCUGGCCCUGCUGGGGCCCCGAGACAGACCUACUCCUCCAGGACAGGUGCUGGCCAUUCCCCGGCAGUCACUCCCACAGAGAAUAAAGGAGUGCAUUUUUC
This is a messenger RNA of Equus quagga, 1821 nucleotides long. RefSeq names its product proline-serine-threonine phosphatase interacting protein 1 (gene PSTPIP1). Gene Ontology annotation, molecular function: actin filament binding. The record is from RefSeq and is a predicted model, not a curated record. The coding region runs from base 412 to 1653 and encodes 413 amino acids. Lineage: Eukaryota; Metazoa; Chordata; Mammalia; Perissodactyla; Equidae. Gene Ontology annotation, cellular component: actin filament; plasma membrane; cytoplasm. Gene Ontology annotation, biological process: actin filament polymerization. The transcript is spliced from 15 exons.